Messenger RNA from Salvia miltiorrhiza (redroot sage), 1501 nucleotides. Its product is annotated as thaumatin-like protein 1b. Lineage: Eukaryota; Viridiplantae; Streptophyta; Magnoliopsida; Lamiales; Lamiaceae. The coding region runs from base 251 to 1159 and encodes 302 amino acids. The record is from RefSeq and is a predicted model, not a curated record. Gene Ontology annotation, biological process: defense response. The transcript has 3 exons. Gene Ontology annotation, cellular component: extracellular region.
AUAUAUUUUGCUAUUAUAUAUCGAUAGAUGUUGAUAUUGUUGAUAUUAAUAAUGUUUAUGAAUAUCACCCUGACCCCAACUUCCUCCAUUCACCUAUAUAAGGCGACUAAGUUGGCUUGCCAGCAUUAACAAUUGAAGUAGGUUCCCUAAUCUCAACUAUUCUCUCAUUUUUUCUUCACUUCCUCACCCGAAAAAACACAACUUCCCCUGCUAUUUCUACAUCGCACACUCAAUUUCAUUUCAACACAAAAUGUGCAGCACAUCGCCUCAUUUCUCCCUCCUCAUUCUCAUGCUCUCAUUCACAUUCACAGCUCGGACCGCAUUAUCGGCCACAUUCACAUUAGUAAAUCAGUGCCCUUACACUGUGUGGCCGGGGAUCCUAUCCGGCGCCGGCACCCAGCCGCUCUCCACCACCGGAUUCGCCCUCAGCUCCGGCGACUCCCUCCCCGUCUCCGUCCCGCCCUCCUGGUCCGGCCGCAUUUGGGGCAGGACACUCUGUUCCCAGGAUUCCACCACCGGGAAAUUCACCUGCGCCACCGCGGACUGCGGCUCCGGCGCCGUGGAGUGCUCCGGCGCGGGGGCGGUGCCGCCUGCCACAUUGGCCGAGUUCACGCUCAACGGCGCCGGCGGCCUCGACUUCUACGACGUCAGCCUCGUCGACGGCUACAACCUGCCAAUGCUGGUGGUCCCGCAGGGCGGGAACUGCUCCAGCACCGGCUGCGUGGGCGACCUCAACGAGUCGUGCCCGUCGGAGCUGAAGGUGGUGAGCGGCGCGAGCACCAGCGGAGGCGAAUGCGUGGCGUGCAGGAGCGCGUGCGAGGCAUUCGGCGACCCCAAAUACUGCUGCUCCGGCGCGUACGCCACUCCGGAUACCUGCGGGCCCACCCAAUACUCGCAGGUCUUCAAGAACGCGUGCCCACGCGCCUACAGCUACGCUUACGAUGAUCAAUCCAGUACUUUUACGUGCGCCUCUGCCGAUUAUAUUAUCACUUUCUGUCCUACUCCUUCUGCCAGCAAGAAAGCAAGUGGAGAGGCAAUAGCAGGGGCAGGAAGUGUUUCGUUGGUUUCAAACGGUGCUCAUGUAACCACGCAAUUUUCUUGCAGACACUUGAUAUUUUUGGCUAAUACUAUUUUACAGUUAUGGCGAUGGCAUUAUUGAGUUUGUUUUAUUACUAAUAUAAGUAGUUUAAAUCAGUCGAAUUGAAUCGAGUUGAGUUGAGUACUGCACAUAUACGAAACAUCAUAAAGAAUGACGAGAUGGAAAAUAUACGAAAAUCCGUCUACCCGCCAACCGAUUCCUGUUUCUAGUUUUAUGGGUGAAAUUUUUGUAGGGAUCAUUUGAGAAUGUGUUGUAGCAAUUUUAUUGAAGAAUUAAGAAAAAAUAAGAACAACUGACGUUGAUCUCUAUCUAAAAAUGACUCAUCUCAUAUUUUUAGUUGUCCAAUUGUGGACACUUGUUGUGUAUUGUAAGAAAUUCCAUAAUGUUUCUAUAGUUUAUUUA